This is a messenger RNA of Microthlaspi erraticum, 696 nucleotides long. Lineage: Eukaryota; Viridiplantae; Streptophyta; Magnoliopsida; Brassicales; Brassicaceae. The record is from the annotation of a GenBank genome assembly.
AUGGAGCCAAGGAGCAAUUUUGAAGAUUUGAUAACUUUCAUCAAGAGUUCUCAUAGAGAGCACACAGCCUUGAUUGAUGAGAGAUUGGAGUCAGCCUUCACUAGAUUGAAUGAGAAGUUGGAUUCUAUUUCUUCUUUCACAAGAGACUUGGAUCUUAGAGUUGCCAACAUAGCCAGCUCUAUUAAGAGAGAAGAAGGUGUGCUACCAGGAAAAGUGGAAAUCAAUCCAAGGAGAGCAGCUGUAGCAGCUAUCACUCUUAGGAAUGGAAAAGGGUAUGAGCCACCAGCAUACCCAGAUCAAGAGGAAGCAAAGCCGCCAGUCAAGAAGAAACCAAUGGAAAUAGAACCAGGAACUCAGGAGGAAGUGGAGAAGCCACCUGAAGAACCAAGAGUGUAUGAGCCAAAGAUCCCAUACAGAAAUGUUCUUUCUCAACCCAAGAAGGAGAAGGAGCAAGCAAAGCUCAAGGAUCUUGUUAGCCAACUUUCAGUAAGGUUACCUUUCAUUGAUGCUUGCCAAAUAAUUCCAUCUCUCAGGAAGUAUAUGAAGGCCAUACUCACAAGCAAUGUGAGUCUUGAAGAAGGAGCAAUGAUGAUUACAAAGGAGUGUAGUGCCAUACUUCAGAAUCGCAUGCCAGAGAAGCUGAACGACCCGGAGUUUUGUUUUGUCUUGCAAGAUCGGUUCUACACACUUCCAUAG